Gymnogyps californianus (California condor) is the source of this 11031-nucleotide messenger RNA. It is a transcript of the gene MUC2, whose product is annotated as mucin 2, oligomeric mucus/gel-forming. Gene Ontology annotation, cellular component: extracellular matrix. Lineage: Eukaryota; Metazoa; Chordata; Aves; Accipitriformes; Cathartidae. Gene Ontology annotation, molecular function: protein binding. The record is from RefSeq and is a predicted model, not a curated record.
AUGGGGCUAAGAGUUGCCAGCCUUUUUAUACUCUGGCUGGCUCUUUCCUAUGCAAAUGAAAUAAGAAAAGGAAGGACAAGAAACCAUGGCCACUAUGUCUGCAGCACUUGGGGAAACAACCAUUUCAAAACUUUUGAUGGAGACAUCUAUCAAUUCCCUGGCAUUUGCGAGUAUAAUUUUGCUUCUGACUGCCGAGAGUCUUACAAGGAGUUCUCUGUCCACGUUCAGCGUGCUCUGAACAGCAAUAACCACCCUGAGAUCCAGUAUAUUCUGAUAACAAUCAAGGACUUUACAGUGUACCUCAGACCAAAACUGGCUGUGGUGGAUGGGCGGAUUGUGAAGACACCUUACUACAGCUCUGGUGUGCUCAUUGAGAGCAAUGACAUUUACACCAAGGUUUAUGCCAAAUUAGGCCUGAUUCUGAUAUGGAAUCAGGAAGAUGCACUGAUGGUGGAGCUGGACAGCAAAUUUAAUAACCAUACAUGUGGUCUCUGUGGGGAUUACAAUGGAGUUCCAAUCUACAAUGAGUUUAUCAAUGGAGUUGCAAGCUACAAUUCAAUUACAUAUGGGAAUUUACAGAAGAUCAGCAAACCCAAUGCCAUAUGUGAAGAUCCUGAUGAAACUCAGGCUAUUCCAAGCUGUAAUGGGCAUCGUGAUGAGUGUGAGAGGUUGCUGACUUCCUCUGCAUUUGCUGAUUGUCGGUUACGUCUUAAUUUGGAAAUGUACAUCCAAGCCUGCAUGCAGGACAAGUGUGCAUGUAAUGGAAAUGAGGACUCCUUCUGCCUCUGCAGCACCAUCUCAGAGUAUUCUCGCCAGUGUUCGCAUGCGGGUGGCCGGCCGGGUGAAUGGAGGACACAGUACUUUUGCUCCAAGACCUGUCCUGACACCAUGAUCUAUAGAGAAAGCAGCUCACCCUGCAUGGAUACUUGCUCACACUUGGAGAUCAGCAGCCUUUGUGAGGAACACUACAUGGAUGGUUGUUUCUGCCCUGAAGGAACUGUGUAUGAUGAUAUUACUGAAAAAGGCUGCAUACCUGCUAGCCAGUGCCACUGCAAACUCCAUGGAAAGGAGUAUUCACCUGGAGAAAGCAUUACCAAUGAAUGUGAAGAAUGCACCUGUGAUUCAGGCAGAUGGACGUGCAAAGAUUUACCCUGUCCAGGCACGUGUUCAGUGGAAGGAGGUUCCCAUAUUACCACCUUUGAUGGGAAGAAAUACACCUUCCAUGGAGACUGUUAUUAUGUGUUGGCCAAGGGUACUGUAAAUGACAGUCAUGCUCUCCUGGCAGAGCUGGCUCCCUGUGGCUCCACAGACAGGCAGACCUGUUUGAAGACUGUUGUGCUGUUAGUAGAUCACAAAAAAAACGUGGUGGUUUUCAGAUCAGAUGGCAGUGUGUUACUGAAUGAGAUGACAGUGAACGUGCCUCAUGUGUCAGCCAGCUUCUCAGUAUUCAAGCCAUCUUCCUACUACCUUGUUGUACAAACUUCUUUUGGGCUUCAGCUGCAGAUCCAGUUGUUUCCAGUCAUGCAGCUGUUUGUGACUGUGGAUCAAUCAGUUCAAGGAAAACUUCAAGGUCUUUGUGGAAACUUUAAUGGAAUGGAAGGCGAUGACUUUAAAACAACCAGUGGGCUGGUAGAAGCUACAGGAUCUGCCUUUGCUAACACCUGGAAAGCUCAGUCCACCUGUACAGACCAGGUAGAAAAGCUGGAAGACCCCUGCAGUCUCAGCAUUGAAAGUGCAAAUUAUGCUGAGCAUUGGUGUUCUUUGCUAAAAAACUCAGAGGGUCCUUUUGCAAGAUGUCACUUAAUUAUUGAUCCUUCAGAAUACUAUAAGAAAUGUAAAUAUGACACCUGCCUCUGUGAAGACAAUGAAGAAUGCUUGUGUGCCGCCCUGUCCUCUUACUCAAGAGCCUGUGCUUUCAAAGGGAUCAUACUGGGAGGCUGGAGAAAAAGUGUCUGCAGUAAUGAAAUGUCUGCCUGCCCAGGAAAUCAAAUCUUCCUUUACAAUCUUACAAUGUGCCAGCAAACCUGUCGCUCCCUUGCUGAUGGUGAAAAGCAUUGCUUGCAAGACUUUGCCCCUGUGGAUGGCUGUGGCUGCCCGUAUAAUACAUACUUGGAUAACCAGGGUACCUGUGUGCCUAUCUCCAAGUGCCCAUGUUAUUACAAGGGAUCAUACCUGGAACCAGGGGAAUAUGUCACAAAAGAUGGAGAACGUUGUGUUUGCCGAAAUGCAAAGGUCCAGUGUACUUCAGUGACAAUAAGAAUGAAAAGUGCAACAGAAUGUUCUUCUAACAAGACGUACUUUGACUGCAAUGCAUCCCCAAAGUGGACUUUGCAAACGCCUGUACAACUUAGCUGUCAUACUCCUCGAACUAAUCAUUUCCAGGCAGAGUGUAUCUCAGGCUGUGUGUGUCCUGAAGGUCUAUUUGAUGAUGGGAGGGGUUGUGUUGAGGAGAAGGACUGCCCAUGCAUUCAUAACAACCAGUGGUAUUCUCCUGGACAGAAGAUAACAGUGAACUGCAACACCUGUACCUGCCAAAAAGGGGUUUGGAGCUGCACUGAAGAUGUGUGCUAUGGGACUUGUAUGAUAUAUGGAAGUGGCCAUUAUAUCACCUUUGAUGGAAAAUUCUAUGACUUUGAUGGGAGUUGUGAAUAUGUUGCUACUCAGGAUUUUUGUGGUGACAAAAAUUCCAGUGGCUCGUUCAGUAUCAUCACAGAGAACGUCCCUUGUGGAACUACAGGAGUCACCUGCUCAAAGGCUAUUAAAAUGUUUCUAGGGAAAACUGAACUGAAAUUGGAGAACAAAGGUUAUAAAGAAAUUCAGCGAGAUAUUGGUGAUGAUGUGCAUUAUUGGAACAGGACAGUUGGCCUCUACCUCGUUAUUGAGGCUAGCAAUGGUGUGAUGCUUAUCUGGGAUAAGAAGACUACUGUUUUCAUCAAGCUGACCCCUGAUUACAAAGGCAAAGUGUGUGGUCUAUGUGGCAACUUUGAUGACAAGUCUAACAAUGACUUUACAACAAGGAGUGGGCUGCAGGAGACUAAUGCUCUAAAGUUUGGGAAUUCCUGGAAACAGUCUUCCAUGUGCUCAGAUGUCACACAAGAGAUUAAGCCCUGUGAUGUGAAACCGCAUCGGAAGUCCUGGGCAGAGAAAGAAUGCAGCAUCAUCCGGAGUGAAGUCUUUAAAAUUUGCCACUCCAAGGUGGACCCAAUUCCUUUCUACGAAGCUUGCGUUCAUGAUGCCUGUUCUUGUGACAGUGGUGGAGAUUGUGAGUGCUUCUGUUCUGCAGUUGCUGCAUAUGCUCAAGAAUGUACCAAGGCUCAGGCCUGUGUUUUCUGGAGAACUCCUGAUAUAUGUCCGAUAUUUUGUGACUACUACAACCCUCGUAAUGAGUGUGACUGGCACUAUGAGCCUUGUGGCAGUAAUAUCAUGACCUGCAGGAUGAUUAAUAAUGUCAGCACCAACUUUUCAGUACCAUACCUGGAAGGUUGCUACCCCAGAUGCCCUAAGGACAAGCCUAUUUAUAAUGAAGAGACAAAGGAAUGUGUGCCUGAAGAUCAAUGUUGGUGUUACAUCAAUGGAAUUUAUGUUCCCCCUGGGAACGAAAUAGCCACAGAAGAGAACUGUACAAAAUGUGUCUGUGGCCCUUCAGGAUCCAUACAGUGUACACCAAUCCUAGGGUGUCCUUGUGUCAUCAAUGGAACGAGUUAUGAAGUGGGUGAAACUGUGGCACAAAUACAGGAUGGAAAUAUAUGUAUAACAUACAUUUGUGCAGAAAAUGGUUCUAUAGUUGUUGGAAGUACUUAUCCUUGUCUGACAUCUACUUCACCUACAACCAUUUCAACCUCCUUUCCUACCAGUACUCUUACCACCACAGUUACCACUACAAGUCCUCCAGUAAUUACAACUCCAUGCUUUGGAUUAAUCUGUAAUUGGACUGAGUGGUUUGAUGUUAGUAAACCUGAAGAAGAUGGCGGUGACUAUGAAACCUACGAUGCAAUAAGAAAUGAACAUGGAAACAAAAUAUGUAAAGCUCCUGAAAAAAUUGAAUGCAGGGCUAAAGAUAACCCCGAUGUGAGUUUAGAGGAACUUAGCCAGAAAGUAGAGUGUAAUGUUACAUAUGGACUAAUCUGUAAAAAUGAGGAGCAAGAUGCAACUAUGUGGCAACUUUGCUAUAAUUAUGAAAUCAGGGUAAACUGUUGUGAGCGGCGUGAAAUUUCUUGUGAGACUCCGAGUACGCUGAGUCCAACACCAACUACAACUUCAACCACCACCAGCACGACAGUACGCAUCACCACUACAGCCAGGCAGCCAACAGCAAUUACCACCACACCCAUACCCACCCCAACCAUCACAAGCGAAUUCACACCAUCAGUCACCACCCCAGUAACUUCAACCUCUUCAGGAACGCCUACCCCACCUUCAUCCACAACGAGCACAGUGUCCUCUCCACCCAUAUCGACAACCACUCCCACGCCAACGCCAACAGCACCACCCACGAGUGUGCUGGUGCCCCGGCUUCUUGUCUCUGUUCCGGCUGUUUCUAAUUGUUCCUCUUGUUGUUGUCCCCCAGAAUGUGACUGCACCUGGACAGACUGGAUUGAUGUGAGCUACCCACAUAGUUCUGACAGAAACGGUGGUGACUACGAAACCUUUGAGAAUAUUCUGAAGAGCAACGCCUCCUGGGUCUGCGCGAAAGCUGAGGAUAUUUCAUGCAGAGCAAAGCAGUUCCCUCACACUCCCAUUGCAGAUUUAGGGCAGACCGUGGAAUGCAAUGUUAACACAGGGCUCAUCUGUAACAAUCGUGAUCAGGUCAUAGGAGGCAUAAUACCGAUGCCGGUCUGCCUCAAUUACGAGAUCAGGGUCUGCUGCCUCCCCGCCGUACCAGAGUGUAUUACAACUACCACCACGAGCACCACGACACGCCCCACCUUCGUCCACAGCGAGCACAGUGUCCUCUCCACCCGUAUCGACAACCACUCCACGCCAACGCCAACGCCAUCGGAGCCUCCCAGCAGCACCGCCACCACCACGAUGCCCCCCAGCAGCACAACCAGCAGCACCCUGGCGACAACGAUGACUGUUCCUAGCACACCAGCACCCACCCCAACUCCUGAAAGUACGUUCCCAACACCAACAAUAAUCACCAAAACCUCGCUGCCUCCGACUUCAGAACACCACGACCGCCCACCUUCGUCCACAGCGAGCACAGUGUCCUCUCCACCCGUAUCGACAACCACUCCCACGCCAACGCCAACGCCAUCGGAGCCUCCCAGCAGCACCGCCACCACCACGAUGCCCAGCAGCACAACCAGCAGCACCCUGGCGACAACGAUGACUGUUCCUAGCACACCAGCACCCACCCCAACUCCUGAAAGUACGUUCCCAACACCAACAAUAAUCACCAAAACCUCGCUGCCUCCGACUUCAGAAGCAAUAACUUGUUGUUGUCCCCCAGAAUGUGACUGCACCUGGACAGACUGGAUUGAUGUGAGCUACCCACAUAGUUCUGACAGAAACGGUGGUGACUACGAAACCUUUGAGAAUAUUCUGAAGAGCAACGCCUCCUGGGUCUGCGCGAAAGCUGAGGAUAUUUCAUGCAGAGCAAAGCAGUUCCCUCACACUCCCAUUGCAGAUUUAGGGCAGACCGUGGAAUGCAAUGUUAACACAGGGCUCAUCUGUAACAAUCGUGAUCAGGUCAUAGGAGGCAUAAUACCGAUGCCGGUCUGCCUCAAUUACGAGAUCAGGGUCUGCUGCCUCCCCGCCGUACCAGAGUGUAUUACAACUACCACCACGAGCACCACGACCGCCCCACCUUCGUCCACAGCGAGCACAGUGUCCUCUCCACCCGUAUCGACAACCACUCCCACGCCAACGCCAACGCCAUCGGAGCCUCCCAGCAGCACCGCCACCACCACGAUGCCCAGCAGCACAACCAGCAGCACCCUGGCGACAACGAUGACUGUUCCUAGCACACCAGCACCCACCCCAACUCCUGAAAAAUGUGACUGCACCUGGACGGACUGGAUUGAUGUGAGCUACCCACAUAGUUCUGACAGAAACGGUGGUGACUACGAAACCUUUGAGAAUAUUCUGAAGAGCAACGCCUCCUGGGUCUGCGCGAAAGCUGAGGAUAUUUCAUGCAGAGCAAAGCAGUUCCCUCACACUCCCAUUGCAGAUUUAGGGCAGACCGUGGAAUGCAAUGUUAACACAGGGCUCAUCUGUAACAAUCGUGAUCAGGUCAUAGGAGGCAUAAUACCGAUGCCGGUCUGCCUCAAUUACGAGAUCAGGGUCUGCUGCCUCCCCGCCGUACCAGAGUGUAUUACAACUACCACCACGAGCACCACGACCGCCCCACCUUCGUCCACAGCGAGCACAGUGUCCUCUCCACCCGUAUCGACAACCACUCCCACGCCAACGCCAACGCCAUCGGAGCCUCCCAGCAGCACCGCCACCACCACGAUGCCCCCCAGCAGCACAACCAGCAGCACCCUGGCGACAACGAUGACUGUUCCUAGCACACCAGCACCCACCCCAACUCCUGAAAAAUGUGACUGCACCUGGACGGACUGGAUUGAUGUGAGCUACCCACAUAGUUCUGACAGAAACGGUGGUGACUACGAAACCUUUGAGAAUAUUCUGAAGAGCAACGCCUCCUGGGUCUGCGCGAAAGCUGAGGAUAUUUCAUGCAGAGCAAAGCAGUUCCCUCACACUCCCAUUGCAGAUUUAGGGCAGACCGUGGAAUGCAAUGUUAACACAGGGCUCAUCUGUAACAAUCGUGAUCAGGUCAUAGGAGGCAUAAUACCGAUGCCGGUCUGCCUCAAUUACGAGAUCAGGGUCUGCUGCCUCCCCGCCGUACCAGAGUGUAUUACAACUACCACCACGAGCACCACGACCGCCCCACCUUCGUCCACAGCGAGCACAGUGUCCUCUCCACCCGUAUCGACAACCACUCCCACGCCAACGCCAACGCCAUCGGAGCCUCCCAGCAGCACCGCCACCACCACGAUGCCCCCCAGCAGCACAACCAGCAGCACCCUGGCGACAACGAUGACUGUUCCUAGCACACCAGCACCCACCCCAACUCCUGAAAGUACGUUCCCAACACCAACAAUAAUCACCAAAACCUCGCUGCCUCCGACUUCAGAAGCAAUAAGUAAUUCUCUGGCUGCGUUGUCGUUUGUUGCCUUGCUAUGGGAGAAAUCAAGGUCUAUUGGCAGCUUAACGGCCAAGAAGGGAAGACCUGCCCACACAAGUGCGCUUUGUUGUGGCCAGGGUUGGCUGACUGGUGUGGCAGUGCCCGAGGGGCACCCUUGUGUGCAGUGGACGCCCAGAGCACCACCCACGAGUGUGCUGGUGCCCCGGCUUCUUGUCUCUGUUCCGGCUGUUUCUAAUUGUUCCUCUUGUUGUUGUCCCCCAGAAUGUGACUGCACCUGGACGGACUGGAUUGAUGUGAGCUACCCACAUAGUUCUGACAGAAACGGUGGUGACUACGAAACCUUUGAGAAUAUUCUGAAGAGCAACGCCUCCUGGGUCUGCGCGAAAGCUGAGGAUAUUUCAUGCAGAGCAAAGCAGUUCCCUCACACUCCCAUUGCAGAUUUAGGGCAGACCGUGGAAUGCAAUGUUAACACAGGGCUCAUCUGUAACAAUCGUGAUCAGGUCAUAGGAGGCAUAAUACCGAUGCCGGUCUGCCUCAAUUACGAGAUCAGGGUCUGCUGCCUCCCCGCCGUACCAGAGUGUAUUACAACUACCACCACGAGCACCACGACCGCCCCACCUUCGUCCACAGCGAGCACAGUGUCCUCUCCACCCGUAUCGACAACCACUCCCACGCCAACGCCAACGCCAUCGGAGCCUCCCAGCAGCACCGCCACCACCACGAUGCCCCCCAGCAGCACAACCAGCAGCACCCUGGCGACAACGAUGACUGUUCCUAGCACACCAGCACCCACCCCAACUCCUGAAAGUACGACUGGGAGCCCUCCAACAGGAUCGCCUACCACCACCGUCAGCACAACCUCAGGACCAUCUUCCCCGGAGCCUACAGCCAGCACUACUGUAUCACCACCAUCAGUCCCUCCAACAGGAUCGCCUACCACCACCGUCAGCACAACCUCAGGACCAUCUUCCCUGGAGCCUACAGCCAGCACGACUGUAUCACCACCAUCAGUGUCAACAAGCCCAGUGACAGUCACCACCUCUGGAGUCACUGAAACAGGAUCGACCUCCAAAACCACUACUUUGGCCCCCACACCCUCAAGAUCCACUCCCCACAGCACCACAAUAGUGAUGGAAACAUCUAGCCAAGAGACCACUACCACAAGGACCGGGAGCCCUCCAACAAGAUCACCCACCACCGCCAUCAGCACCACAACCUCAGGACCAUCUUCCCCGGAGCCUACAGCCAGCACGACUGUAUCACCACCAUCAGUGUCAACAAGCCCCGUGGCAGUCACCACCUCUGGUACAACUCCAACAGAAUCUUUUACCACCACUUCAGGAACAACCUCUACUAAUUUUGCCACAAUCACUGCAACCACCACCACCACCACCUCCGAAAUUGUUUCCCCUGGCUCAACUAGUACUUCUGGGCCAACUGCAACAUCAAGUGCAGUCUCCAUUGCAGGAAGUUCUACAUACAGUACAGUUACUCCACUCAGCGCUUCAAGUUCAACUACAAGUCCACCACCAACCACUCCUGGAAGAAAUUGUUCUAUUUUACCUAAUGAAUCUUAUGCGCCAGGUGAGUCAUGGUGGCUCUGUAACUGCACUAAGGCAAUAUGUAUAGAAGACAAUAUAAUCCAAAUGGUUCCCAUAAUCUGUAAUCCACCUCCUAAACCUACCUGUGCCAAUGGGCUUUCUCCUGUGCCAGUCAUUGAUGAGGAUGGAUGCUGUUGGCACUGGGAGUGUGAUUGCUACUGCACUGGCUGGGGAGACCCACAUUACAUGACUUUUGAUGGACUGUACUACAGCUAUCAAGGGAAUUGUACAUACGUCCUUGUGGAAGAGAUUUAUAAGAAAGUUGACAACUUUGGUGUCUACAUUGAUAACUACCAUUGUGAUACACGGGAUGUAGUCUCCUGUCCUCGAACGCUCAUUGUGAGACACGAGACUCAGGAAGUGCGCAUAGCAACAGUCAAACCAAAUACUCUACAAGUAGAGGUGACAGUAAACAAACAGGCAGUGGCUUUGCCUUAUAAAAAAUUUGGCUUGAGCAUCUAUGAAUCAGGCAUAAACCGUGUAGUGGAAAUUCCUGAACUAAAAAUGAAUGUGACGUACAAUGGCUUGUCCUUUUCUAUCAGAAUGCCCUACAGCUUGUUUGGCAACAACACUUAUGGGCAGUGUGGUACUUGCAAUAACAACACAGCAGAUGACUGCAUGUUGCCGAAUGGAAACAUUGCAGAAAACUGUGAAACCAUGGCAGACCAUUGGCAAGUUGUUGACCCCUCCAAACCACAGUGCUCUCCAGGCCUAAUUCCUACAAAAGCACCUAGCACAACCCCAACGCAGUCUUGCAAAGAAUCUUCCAUCUGCAAGCUUCUUUUGGGAAGUGUGUUCGAGCCAUGCCAUGGCUUUGUCCGGCCUGAAAAGUACUAUGCAGCCUGUGUUUUUGAUAGUUGUGUACUUCCCAACUUAGACCUGGAAUGCUCAAGUCUGCAGAUCUAUGCUGCCACCUGCGCUGAUCAAAGCGUAUGCAUUGACUGGAGGAGUCAUACCAAUGGUGUUUGCUGCACUUAUAAAUGCCCCUCAGAUAAAGAAUACAGAGCAUGUGGUCCUAUUAAAGAGAUAACCUGCAAAUCAAGUCAACAAAAUGAAACUUCAGCUAAAAAAGUGGAAGGCUGUUUCUGUCCUAAUGGAACAAUGCUGUAUGACUCUGGUGUGGAUGUCUGUGUAAAAACCUGUGGCUGUGUUGGAGUGGAUAAGAUACCAAGAGAGUUUGGGGAAAAGUUUACAGUAGACUGUCAGGACUGUAUUUGCCUGGAAGGUGGAAAUGGCAUUGUAUGUGAGCCUCAUGAAUGUGCCAAACAAAAUAAGAUCAGUUGUGAUGGAGAAGGCUUCUAUGAGGUCAAUGAAGUCAAUUCUGAAGACUCUUGCUGCCCCAUUGUCACUUGCAAAUGCAAUACAAGCUUGUGCACAACUAAAGCCCCCAAGUGUACACUGGGAUUUGAAGUUCAUUCACAUAUUCCCAGUGGUCAGUGCUGUCCUGUGUACCAGUGUGUUCCCAAGAGGGUUUGUGUACAUCAGAAUGCUGAGUUCUUGCCUAAUUCCUCAGUCUUUGUUGAUAAGUGUCAGAAUUGUUUCUGCACUAACGAAGUUAACGUCAGCACUCAACUGAAUAUCAUCUCAUGUGAACAUAUUCCAUGCAACACAUAUUGUGAACCAGGAUAUGAACGUCAACCAGUGAAAGGUGAAUGUUGUGGAAGAUGUGUGCAGACUAAGUGUGUUGUACAUACAGCAAGCAAUUCUGACCUCAUCUUGAGUCCUGGAGAGUUUAAAAAUGAUCCUUACAACAACUGCACCAUUUAUAGCUGUGUGAAUAUCCACAACCAGCUUAUCUCUUCCACAUCUGAGAUUACCUGCCCGGCAUUCAAUGAGGAGAGCUGCAAACCUGGAACUAUUACAUUCUUACCUAACGGUUGUUGCAAAACCUGUGCACCUCUGGAUAGUCCCACACCGUGCUCUGUCCGUCAAAGAAAAGACUUUAUCGUCUAUAAGGGCUGCCGUUCUGUGGACAGAGUUGUCAUGGCUGAAUGUGAAGGAACAUGUGGAACUUUCUCGCUAUACUCUGUUGAGGCCAAUUCUAUGGACCACAGCUGUUCCUGCUGCAGGGAAUCAAGGACUACUGUGAGGGAAGUGGAACUGAAAUGCCCCACUGGGUAUUCAAUUUCACAUAAGUAUAUAUAUGUGGAAAGCUGCAGUUGUCAAGACACUGAAUGCAGCAGCUCACAAUCCAGUGAGUUGCGGAGCACAGAAGAAAAUGACAAGGCGAGUACUCUGAACCGUAUCAAGAGGGCCAUCAGCUUAACAUCAAAGUGA